AUGAAAAAAACUCAUGUGAAUAAACGUAAACAAUCAUUAUCAUUAGCUGAUCAACGUUUACAAGAUUUCACUAGUGAAUUAGAUGUUUUUUUUCAAAAUUCUAAUCAAUCAUUUGAUCUUUUAAACAUUUUAUUUAAACAAUAUCAUCCAUCAUUAUCAAUCUAUGAAUCAAUUCUAAAUAUUUAUUCAAAUUCAUUACAUAAACCGACAUUAAAUCAAUUAUUGGAUAAAACAAUUGAAUAA
This is a messenger RNA of Adineta steineri, 243 nucleotides long. NCBI's taxonomy places the organism in Eukaryota, Metazoa, Rotifera, Eurotatoria, Adinetida, Adinetidae. The record is from the annotation of a GenBank genome assembly.